AUGCCUUACAACACUCGUCGCAAGUCUCUGUCGCUUCCUUCGCUGGGGAUCCACCUCCCGAGUACUUCCCGUCGCUCUCCGUCGGCUUCCAAACCACCUCACGCGACCGACGACUCGCUCCCUCCAUCCAAGAAAGUGAAGAGAUCGCACGAUUCACAAUCGCUCUCCCCCGAGCCUUCGCCAUCCUCGACUGCCUCGGCGACCUUGUCGGCCGGGCGCACAACGGGUCGACGCGGUCCGCUGGAACAGACGCCGCCACCCUCGCCGACGGACGGAACGCUCAAUCCUAAAGUGGAUACAGAGGGCAUCAACGAUGAUAUCGUCGUCGCCGUCAUCGAGCAGCUGGAAAAGACCGGGAAUCGCCCCCAUCUAGUCAAGGAGCUGGCCGCCGUGCUGAUUACCCUGAACGAGAAUGUCGCAAACUCUGCCAACCCCGCUGCUCUCCUCUCCUCCCGCCUAAGCACAUACAUGAAGCGCCCCUGGACCGCUCUGGCGCCCUGUCCGUUGGCGAAGGAGCUGAUUCUCGUCCACCCUCGCAAAGUGUACUAUUACUUGACAACAUACCCUCGCCAACCCAUCCCGGAGAACUCAGACGACGUCUUGGUUCCCAGGUUGGAGGGAAAGAACAUCACGCCCAGCGUCUCUAGCGCUGACUUGGACGAUGACGACGAGGACGCUUUAAUGCGGGAGCGCUCCCGCCUCAGCCCCAGUCCGGAGGUUGAUCUAUCUUCUCCCGACUUCGAGGAAGAGAAUAUCGAUCUCGAUGGUUCCUCUGCCAGAGCCACUCCGGACUUCCACCAUGCGCGUCUCCUGCACUCCAAUCGUGCUGCUUCCCCGCCCCUCGAAGGCGACGAGAAGGAGUUCACGCAAACUGCCAGCGCUGUUCGCGAGCGGGCCUCGGAGCAAAAAGUCGGCCAACCUGAAAAGUCCAAGUGGGGGUUUUCUGCGCUGUCGGAAGGCCUGAACGAGCUGGAAGAAGGGGGAAUGAGUAUCUGCGACUCUGCCAUGGACGACAGCCCGUUGUCCUCCAUCAGCGAGGAGCGGAUGUCCGACUCGUGCACGGGCGAUUACUUUUCCCACAGUCCGACCCAGGACCAGUCCUCCCUCCAAGAACACCUUCAGCAACAAGAGUCGGAAGAUGCCGCUGCAGUUGCUCUCUUUGGCACAUCCCCCUCUCCCUCGCUCACGUCAGUGGCCUCGUCUCUCUCGUCUGGUACGAGUGCGGCUUCUGACGAUGGGCUGGAUAUUGAAUCACACUCGGCUACGGUUGGGGCCACCCCCCAGAUCAGCCUUCCCGAGGAUCCCAAUAUCCCGACAGUCUCCACUCUGAAGCGGUCUAUUGAUAUGCUCAAUAGCGACAUUCCGGAUCUCGACAUGAAGAUGUCUGAUCUGGCGGAGCAGGAAAGCAAGGUGUCUCUGGCCGCCGUCGACACGGACGUUGAGAAAGUCUAUGAUUCGUGGAGAGAGUUGCAGAGCCCUGAGACCGUGGACGUCCAUGAGCUCGAUGAGAUGUUCGGAGAGAUCUGA
This is a messenger RNA of Aspergillus terreus NIH2624, 1527 nucleotides long. RefSeq lists its product as uncharacterized. Lineage: Eukaryota; Fungi; Ascomycota; Eurotiomycetes; Eurotiales; Aspergillaceae. The record is from RefSeq and is a predicted model, not a curated record. The transcript is spliced from 2 exons. Bases 1 to 1527 code for a protein of 508 amino acids.